Copidosoma floridanum is the source of this 4438-nucleotide messenger RNA. RefSeq names its product ubiquitin like 3 (gene UBL3). Lineage: Eukaryota; Metazoa; Arthropoda; Insecta; Hymenoptera; Encyrtidae. Gene Ontology annotation, molecular function: protein binding. The record is from RefSeq and is a predicted model, not a curated record.
AGCAGCAGCACCCACCACAAAAACACACUGCUGCAGCCGAGAGAAGAGAUGAAGCAGAGUAGGUAGUCCUCUCUCUCGCUUACUGUGUAUGUAUACAUGUCUCUUCCUCCUGCGAGCUUUUGGAGCUGACCCGCGUCCUAGUCGUCCUCGGGAACAAAAACAAGUCCCAGUGCAAUAUUCAUACAUUACACAUGUGUAAGUGGAAAAAAACAUACAUGAGCGAAAGAAGAGUCGAGAGUCGAGCAGUGCCGUAGAAAAGUGUUAAAGUGGAAAGGAUAUCUAAACGGAAAACCAUCCAAAAGUAUAUAAUUAUCAAGGAAGAGAAGGAGGAUCGCGCGCGAGUCCUCCCCCCUCCGUGUGUGCGCGUAUACGUAUGUGAGUGUGUGUCCGCACCCUAAGUGAUAAUUAACAUACACGACGCUCGCUACAGUGAACCACAGGGGACAGAAGAAAAAAAAACGGAUCUCCGUCAGGAUGCAGCAGCAUCCGUGGCCCUUACGUGACAGCCGAGCCUUACUCUCGUUGUAGGCUCUCUCUGUCUGUCUAUUCAUUUCGGACAGCAGUGGCAGCAAGCUGGCCUUCUAGCGCGUUAUCCAGCCUGUCAAGGUGGUCGCGAUAGAUUAUAAGGACGCAGAGCUGGCGCUCUUGUUGCCAAAAGAGCUGCUCUCUCUCGCACGUCCGAUGAUAAUAAUAGUUAAAAAAUAGGUGUAGUGGUGCGCGAGUGCGCGGGGAGGCAGCGAGUCCGUGUGUAAUAUAAUCUUUCUCAAUAUUCUCGUCGUCGUCGUCAUCGUUGUGUAUAUAAAUAUAUAAUAAUAAUAUACCUCUCCUUCUGAUGUAUUAAAUUUUGUGUGUGCAGACAGUGCGUUUGUGUGCGUGUAAGAAGAAAGAGGAGUUUUGGAGCAGAGAGUAUAUACAUCACAACCAGCGGAGGACGUCUUGGUCGUACAAAAUACGCGUACGUAAAUUGUUGUGGAGGAGAAAAAGAGCAGUGAGUUGCUGGAGGAGGAGAAUAAGGAGAAAAAGAGGAGUAGCACAUCAUAAUACACAGAUAUUCGAAAGAGCAGGAGCCUGCCCGGAGGAGGGUAGGCUCUCUCCUGGGAUUCAACCAUGAGUUCGCGCAACAUCCCCGCGGACAAGAUAAACCUUCGCCUCAUCCUCGUUAGCGGUAAGACAAAAGAGUUCCUAUUCAGUCCGAGCGACUCCGCGGGGGACAUAGCCCAUCAUGUCUUCGAGAAUUGGCCGGAAGAUUGGACGGAAGAGGCGGUGGCCAAGGCGGAGAUCCUGCGGCUGAUAUACCAGGGCCGCUUUCUGCACAGCAACGUCACGCUCGGGGCGCUCGGGCUUCCAUUUGGAAAAACGACGGUGAUGCAUCUGGUGCCGCGGGAGAACCUGCCCGAGCCCAACUCUCAAGAUCAGAGGCAAAAGAGCAAAGGCGGAGGGAGCAGUUGCUGCGCGGCUUCCUGCUGCAUCCUGUAAACGCGGGAGGACGCGCUCGCAAGCGCGCGCGCACACACACACACAAACACAAGGACACUCAAAGACACGCGGGUCUCACACUCACUCUCUCUCUCUCUCUCUCUUCUGUGGCGAUGAAAUGUCAAGGGAGCAUCGUUGUGCAUGUGCUGGGCCUCCCCUUUGUAUUGUUUCGUUGUCAAAGUAUCGCGAGCCGGCAGGAGAGAGGGUGAGAGGGAAAAAACGAAGAAAAGUCGCAGCUCGACUGUAAUAUAUAUAUACGAAUACUUGUAUGAUACACGAUAUACCCGAUAUGGCCAUCUCGCAGCUUCUUCCGAACCUUGGCACUCCGGGGGUUUGUUUAGCGGCUGUGCUCGACGCCGUCUUCGGGGGAAGACCGACACGAGGCGGAUCAGCCCCCUAUAUACAUGCCAGCUUCCCUUCGUCUUUUCGUUGGUCCAUCGCUGAGAAACAUAUUAUUAAAAACAUAAGAGCAGAGAGAGAGAGAGAGAGAGAGAGAAAGAAUAAUCAUCGUUCGUAUAGUAUAAUUAUAGCGUGCGACGCUUUUGUGAUAAAACAGAACAAAAAAUGAAAAAAAGAAAUCGACGGUAUGCCGAUGAGUAGAAUCAGACGGGGCACGCUCGAUGAAUUGUCUCCGAUGUACAAGCCGUGUGUGGGCGAGAGCAGUGUAAUUGUUGUAAUUGUUGAUUUUGUUGUUGGUGACGACACGUGUGUGAUCGCGUUGUUUUUCCCCGAGAGGGUGCGAGAAGAAAAAAAACAAAAAAACAAAAAAACAAAAAAAAAUGUAUCAAAACGCGUGACAUCGCAUGUGUACAGAAGCCGCGAGCUGCUGCGCUACAAGUUAGCUAUACGAGGAACGAACGAAGAGGGAGGGAAAAGGCGCGUUGCCGCUACGGUUUUUCAUUAUCGUUACGUGUAUACUGCCGUACGCGGGCGAUUCGUAUAUAAUGUACAAAAGAAGAAACCGAAGAAAGCGCGAUGUACAUCUCCGUUCAUAAAUAUAGUGGUACACGCUAAGUUCCGCAUACAGAGAAUUGGGGCCUGGGGAAUCCCCGUGAACGAGCCGCGUAUUUUAAGAUCGUCGUAAUUGCGUUUGCUAUACAUACACACACGUGUACGACAUACACUCUGUAUCACAGGUGACAUAACAAUAAUAAUGACAAUGAUAAUUAUACCGGUAGCAGCAGGCGUCUGCUUUCGCCUCGCAACGCGCGCUUCUUCCGGUUUCUUCUUUUUUCCUCCACGAUUUCGAUCGAUCUCCCAUGCGCGCAACACGCUGCGAAGCCAGUCGUUUUCCGCCUACGCACGCAUCAUAUACACGUCGGCGUUCAUUCUCACCGUUUUUUUUUUUUUUUUUUUUUUUUUUCGCUCUCCACGCGCGCGCUUACUCGCCUCUGAUGCGCGUACCUCGAUCCCCCCCCCCUGUCAUUAUCGCACCUGUACCGAUGAUCCCCGAUUACUUGCGUGCGUAUACACAUGUAUACACUCCAUUGAGCGCUCAUUUAAGUUUACAGCAACGAAUCGCAGUGUGUACAUAAAUAUAUUAACGAUGAAAAUGACGAAAGAUGUAUUAUACGGAGAAGUGGGCACUCUCUCGCUUUGACACGGGGUACUACUAUAUUAUACAGGAGGGGACGGAAGUGUGUAUGUGUCAAGGCGUGCGAAAACUAAAAGUCGCGCUAUACUCGCGAACAGCACACACACACACACACACACACACACACACACACACACACAAGUAUGGUUGGCUCUCUAAUAAUUCACUCGUGCAAUUUUUGUCCGAGUUACCUUUGUGUUCUUUGGUUUUUGUGUUUUCAAGGGAGAAUCUUUGGGGGCUGCGGCUCUGCGAUCGUAUAUAUUGUAGACGCGUCAUGAUGAAGAUUAUAAUUUAAAACGCGACGAAUUUAUUUUCCGUUGCUCCGGUUGGAAAAUUUGUUUGUCUUUCUCACGAAAACUCCAAGUAUACCAAACUCUUGGAUGUGUGGUUUUGUACUGACAGUAUAUACAAUAUACGUUACUCAAUGUGUUGUCAUUGCUAUGUUGUCUUUAAUAUUAUUACACAUUAUUUGAUAUAGCGGUCGUUGAUUCAGUUCUAAACUGAACAAUAAUUUACCAAUAUUUUGCGUCCAGCGUGUUUUUUUAAAAUUAUUUUUCGAGCAUGAAAUUUAUAGUAAACCUUUUUUUGUGUUCUUACUUGUAAAGCCACCGAAAUUCUGCGUAUAGUUACGAGAGAAUAUUUAUCAUUAUUACAGCAGCGGAUUUUAUUUUAUUUUUUCUUUCACACAUAAUUUUAUUACUGUUUCACCGUCGAUGGAGUAGACGCAUCUUAUUGUUUCUUUUUUUCUUCUCACACAAGUUCACGCGUUAGUGAAAUUUUUUUUUUGCACUUGUUACAAGGUUGUACGCCGUGUUGUUGCUUGGCGCAAUAAAUGUUUGUGCAAUUUCGAUGUUAUGUUAAUUUUUAACCGAGUGCUAUUGUAAAAAAAAAAAAAAAAAAAUCGGGAGAACGUGGAUCAUCAGCAGAAUAAGGUUACCUACUCUCGAUGUGAAAAUUUCGAAAGACAAAAAUCAUUGUUCUUGAAUGCUGUGUAAUUAGUAAAACUCAAACAAUCCAUGUACCUCGGCUGAAACACGUGUGCGCGCACGAGCCCGAGACAUUUCGAAAUCAAUGAUUUUCGUAAGUGUCGGAGAACCACAUGUUUAAGCGGAACUCAAAAAAUGUGAGAAAGAGCAUGUGGGAACAAUAGGAUAAAAGAAGAAAAAGCAAGUGUCUAAUAAUUGUCCUGAUAUUUAUAUUGUGUGUAUGGAAAAACGAAACAAUAAUAAGUGUGCUGCGUUGAGCGUAAACCAAUUGUCCAACUUGAUGGUGGAGAUAAACAAAAGAAAAAAGAAAAUAAAUUUAGUUAACGUAUUAGUGUGAAGCGGAGAAUCACGAUGUAUAAAGAAUAAAAAAAAAAAAAAAAAA